This is a messenger RNA of Metarhizium brunneum ARSEF 3297, 1098 nucleotides long. It is a transcript of the gene abh1, whose product is annotated as Alpha-ketoglutarate-dependent dioxygenase abh1. Gene Ontology annotation, cellular component: nucleus; cytoplasm. The record is from RefSeq and is a predicted model, not a curated record. NCBI's taxonomy places the organism in Eukaryota, Fungi, Ascomycota, Sordariomycetes, Hypocreales, Clavicipitaceae.
AUGACAGUCUCACUCGCCGAGCUAGAUGCUCACGAGCAACCAAGCGAUGAAAUGCGCGCGGAAUGGAAACACUUCUACCGCCUAGACCCGUCUGUUGUGGUGCAGGAUCCCAGAAUCGAUGACCCCCGACUUCCACUAUCAGAGAAUGGAUUCCAGGCCUCGGGGAAGAUUGAUAAGACUCAAGCCGCCGAUGCUUUUGCAGCGCUGGGGGAUCAUCUCAGAUCGUUUGCGCAAGAGGAUAUCCCCGUCAUUUCCCACCCACUACUACCAGGCCUGCUGAUCAUGCCGAACCUCGUGCCGCCAGCGGUCCAAAAGGAUCUUCUAGCCAAAAUUCUUCACAGGGAUCUCUCCAACCCCAAACACCAAACCAACUUGCACCUCCAUUACACUCUCCCCUACUCGUCCGCAACAUGCUCGCCUCCAGACUCGGACUCAGUCCCAGACUCGCCUCUGCCUUCCCGCCCCCAAUCCUUCUUCACCCUCUCCCCCGAGGUCCCCGCGACAUUCACCCCCAAGGACCCGACAGUCCACAAGCCCCUGAGCGCCGGCCAAGUCCUCAACCGCCGCCUGCACUGGGUCACGCUCGGCGGCCAAUACGACUGGACGAACCGCGUGUACCCGGACUCGGAGCCGCCCCGUUUCCCUACAGACCUCGCGCAGUUCCUCGAGAAGCUGUUCCCGGAGACCGCUGCCCAGGCGGCCAUUGUCAACUUCUACAGCCCAAAGGACACCAUGAUGAUGCACAGGGAUGUAAGCGAGGAGGUGGACAAGGGACUGGUGAGCCUGAGUUUCGGGUGCGACUGCUUGUUCAUGAUUGCUCCAAACAGUCGUGCAGGCCGCGACGACGACAAGGACGACAAGACUGAUGGCCACGUGCAAGGGGAGAAGAAAUAUCUACUGCUGAGGCUGCGCUCCGGCGACGCCAUCUACAUGACCAAGGAAUCAAGGUAUGCUUGGCACGGGGUGCCCAAGAUUAUCAGUGGCACUUGCCCGGAUUAUCUGGAGAGUUGGCCUGCGGAAAACGGGGAGUAUGCAGAGUGGGAGGGUUGGAUGAAGAAUAAGCGAAUCAAUUUAAACGUCAGGCAGAUGAGGGAUUAG